CUCACAUUCACGUUCAAGGCCUCUCUCUCUCUCUCCUUUAAUUUUGCUCCAUUUCAAAGCCAAGAACCCAAUUACCAAUUAUUCAGAGAUGGUGAUGCAGAAACAAGUAGCCCUCUUCUCUCUUUCACUUCUGCUCCUCUUUCUCUCCCACUCCACCACCACUGUGGCUCAGCCCGCCGCCCCGCCGGUUCCGGCAGGCCCUCCUAACAUUACCAAGAUCCUGGAAAAGGCCGGCCAGUUCACCAUCUUUCUCAGGCUUCUGGGCACGACCCAGGUGGGCAGCCAAAUUAACGGCCAGCUCAACGACUCUAACAGCGGCUUGACGGUGUUUGCGCCGCCGGACAAUGCCUUCUCCAGCCUCCAAUCGGGGACGCUGAACUCUCUGAAUGACGAACAGAAGGUCGAGCUGGUGCAGUUCCAUGUAUUGCCUUCGUUCUAUUCCGUCUCCCAGUUUCAAACUGCGAGCAACCCUUUGAGGACCCAGGCCGGCGACACCCGGCAAAACGAGUUCCCGCUGAACAUCACCACCUCCGGCAACCAAGUGAACAUAACGACGGGGGUGGUGAACGCGACCGUGGCCAACACUUUGUACACGGAUAACCAGCUUGCUGUGUAUCAGGUGGACCAGGUGCUGCUUCCUCUCAGCAUCUUCGGUCCUCAAACCCCGGCUCCGGCCCCAGCGCCGGAGGCCCCCAAGAACAAGAAGAGGAAGUCGACGGUGGCGGCGGGUCCGACAGCGGACGAUAAGGAGGCCUCCGGCGCAGUAGGUGUCGGCGCGCAUGCAAAGGUGGUGGGAGUGACGGUCGGAGUGGCUUGGUUGGCAGCAUUGCUCUCGUGACACGUGGACGGAGAGGAUCGGGCCAAGUGGACAGAAAGGACCGAGAGUGGGGACCAUCUGGAAAUGAUUUUGCGGAGUUGAGAAGGGUGAGUUUGUUUGAAUAAUUAAGAUAGCGAAGCAAAGCAAACCUUCUGAAGUCUGAAGUCUGAAGUAUUGUCUGGUUGUAUAAUUGCCAAUUUUGAGGCUUUUGUAAGCUUUCUUUUUCUCUCAUUUGUUCUGUUCUUCAUUUUCUCUGUUGUUUCCCAGAUUUCAUGUAAUUGGAGAUUUUUUUUUUUACUUUAAAAGGAUUCUUGGAUGUAUUUUUUUAAACAAAUGGAAUAGCCUCCCUCUCCAUUUUC
Molecule: messenger RNA, 1176 nt
Organism: Diospyros lotus (date-plum)
Lineage: Eukaryota; Viridiplantae; Streptophyta; Magnoliopsida; Ericales; Ebenaceae
Product: fasciclin-like arabinogalactan protein 11
Exons: 1
Coding region: 89-838 (249 amino acids)
Source: RefSeq, a predicted model, not a curated record